GUGAGGCCGGGCCAGGGAGCGAGGCGGCUCCGGCAGCUCCCCCCUGGCACCUCCCCGGCCAUGGCGGCGGCUGCUCGGCGGAGCCGCGGCGGGGCGGUGGUGCUGGGCCUGCUGCUACUGGGGCUGUGCGCCUGUCGGACGGCUGGCGGGCCGCUCCGCUACUCGGUGCGGGAGGAGCUGCCUCACGGAGCCUUCGUGGGCAGCGUGGCGAGCGAUCUGGGCGUGGAUCCCCGGCGACUGGCGGCGAGGGGAGCGAGGCUUACUUCGGGCACCGGCCGGCAGUACCUGGAGCUGGAGCUGGGCCGCGGAGCACUGCUGGUGCGGGAGCGCAUGGACCGCGAGGCGCUCUGCGAACUGAGCCCUACCUGCUUCCUCAGCCUGGAGCUGGUCAUCGAGCAGCCCAUUGAGGUGCACAACGUGGAGGUGGAGGUGCUGGACAUCAAUGACAACGCACCGCGCUUCCCCCGCCAGGAUUACCGGCUGGAGAUCAGUGAGUCUGCCAUGCCCGGGGCCCGCUUCCACAUUGAGAGUGCCCAGGACCCUGAUGUGGGCACCAACUCUGUGCAGAGCUACCAGCUCAGCCCCAGCCGCCACUUUGCCCUGGACCUUAAAAGCUUCCAGAGUGGCAGCAAGCUCCUGGAGCUGGUGCUGCAGCAGCCACUGGACAGGGAGCAGAGUGCCCUGGAGCAGCUGGUGCUCACUGCUGUGGAUGGUGGGGACCCCCCCAGGUCAGGUACAGCUCAGAUCUCUGUGCGUGUUGUGGAUACCAAUGACAACCCACCUACCUUUGACCGCUCCACCUACACUGUGAGCCUUCUGGAGAAUGCCCUGCCUGGCACGCUGGUGGUCAAACUCAAUGCAUCAGACCCUGAUGAGGGCUCCAAUGGGGAAGUGAUCUACUCCUUUGGCAGUUACACCCCACAGAAGGUAAGGCAGCUCUUUAGUGUGGACCCACACUCAGGGGAGGUGCGGGUUAAUGGCACUUUGGACUAUGAAGAAGCAUCUUCCUAUGAGAUCUAUGUGCAAGCUGCUGAUCAGGGCCCUGUCUCUAUGGCUGGACACUGCAAGGUGCUAGUCAACAUUGUGGAUGCCAAUGAUAAUGCUCCUGAGGUCGUCCUGACUUCUCUGUACAGCCCAGUGCCAGAGGAUGCAAAGGCAGGAACUGUGGUGGCCCUGAUGAGUGUCACUGAUCAGGACUCAGGGCUGAACAAGCAGGUGAGCCUGCGUAUUCCCCCUGGCCUCCCCUUCACACUGAACUCUUUCAAAAACUCCUACACCUUGGUCACCCAGGGCAAUCUGGACCACGAGAAAGCAGCAGCCUACAAUAUCACAGUUACGGCUACUGACUCUGGGAACCCCCCUCUCUCCUCCCAGAAGGUGAUCCAUGUGGAGAUCUCAGACAUUAAUGACAAUCCUCCACGAUUUGAGGAACCUGUGUACUCAGUUUACAUCCCUGAGAACAACCCCCUUGGAGCCUUUAUGUGCACUAUCAAAGCCACUGACCCAGAUGUCGCCGAAAAUGCCUAUGUGACCUAUUCUCUACUAGAUGGGGAGAUUGAAGGGCUACCUGUCAGUUCCUAUGUUUCCAUUAAAUCAGAUAGUGGUGACAUGUAUGCUGUCAGGUCCUUUGAUUAUGAGACACUAAGGGAAUUCCAGGUGGUUGUCCAGGCUCAGGAUGCUGGGAUCCCAUCACUGAGCAGCACUGUCACUGUCCAUAUCUACGUGGUGGAUGAGAAUGACCAUGCUCCACAGAUUCUGUAUCCUACCUCAACCAACACUUCAGCAGCCCUGGAGAUGAUCCCACGCUCAGCAUAUGCUGGAUAUUUGGUAACCAAAAUUAUAGCCAUUGAUGGGGACUCAGGACAAAAUGCCUGGUUGUUCUUCCACCUGGUGCAAACCUCAGAUCCAGGUUUGUUCAGGGUAGAGCUCCACACUGGGGAGAUUAGGACUACUCGCAAACUGGGGGAAGACAGCACACCUACUUUCAACCUGACGGUGGAGGUGAGAGACAAUGGAGAACCACCGAUGUCCUCAUCAGUAGCCAUCACUGUUGCAGUGGUGGACAGAGUUUCCAAAAUCAUCCCUGACAAAAGAAGGCACUUAAAAAGUCCAAGCAAUUACUCAGAGAUCACUAUUUAUCUCAUUAUUGCUUUGAGCGCCAUCUCCUUUGUUUUCCUUUUCACAAUCAUUGGGCUUACUGUUAUCAAGUGCUACAGAUACAGUCUGUAUGGGGACUCCUGCUGCGGAGGGUUCUGUGGGGUCAGAGAACGGUCCCCUGCUGAAUUAUACAAGCAGGCCAACAACAACAUCGAUGCUAGGUUGCCUCAUGGUUUAAAAGUACAACCCCAUUUCAUUGAAGUGAGGGGCAAUGGGUCUCUCACUAAGACCUACUGCUAUAAGGCAUGCCUAACAGCGGGCUCGGGAAGUGACACUUUUAUGUUUUACAAUACCUGUGGCCCAACAGGAACUACUGGUCCCUCUGCAGUCAUGACUGAGAGGCAUCUGACAGGACAGAGUGGGCAGAGCGCACAAAACCUGAUCAUACUUAAAAAUGACUCCAUUACGCCUAAUGAGCCAAAACAUCCCAAUCCUGACUGGCGCUACUCUGCAUCCCUAAGGGCAGGAAUGCAAAGUGCUGUGCAUAUGGAGGAGGCAGGAAUCCUACGUGGUGGACCGGGAGGGCCUGAUCAACAGUGGCCAACAGUGUCCAGUGCUACUACAGAACCUGAGGCGGGAGAGGUGUCCCCCCCAGUGGGAGCUGGUGUGAACAGCAACAGCUGGACCUUUAAAUUUGGACCGGGCAAUCCCAAACAAAGUGGUCCUGGUGAGUUGCCAGACAAAUUCAUUAUCCCAGGAUCUCCUGCAAUCAUCUCCAUCCGGCAGGAGCCACCAAACAGCCAAAUUGACAAAAGUGACUUCAUAACCUUUGGCAAGAAGGAAGAGACCAAGAAAAAGAAGAAAAAGAAGAAGGGGAACAAGACUCAGGAGAAAAAAGAAAAGGGCAACAGCACCACUGAGAACAGUGACCAGUGAGGGGUUUAUACUGAAAGAAACCAUUUAGCCAGUUUUUGUAAUAAUGGCAGAUUUCUCCUAUGUAGCAACUCCCAACUUCUUCCUAUUGUUAACAAAUUUUCUGUAUGUACAGACUUGAGAAAAUCAGCAGGAAUUUCACAGUGUCUGUCUAAAUUGCUUAACAGGUUUUGUCUUAAAAGCUUUAUUAAGUCUGGUGUUAACUCUUUUUCUCCGCUCUGGCUUGUUUUCAGAAUCUAAAAAGCAGACACAAGUUUCCUUUCUCCUACGCCGAAAGGGAGAAUCUUCACAGUACAGCCAGUGAGAGGUUGGACUCUGCACUGUGGUUCCUGUGCUCCUGUCUUGAUGACACUUACAGGACAGGUUUAAAAGUUUUAAUGUUGUGCACCCUCUACCUGAUUGGAAAUAUUUGUGUGCAGAUGUCAGAUAGAUUAUAUGAGAUCAGAUUAUAAAAUGCAAGAAGAGCUGGUAAAUAUGCAACAGAGGAAACACCUAAUGAACACAAAUGUUCAAAGAUGUUCAGGCUGGGGAGGAAAUGUCUGAAAGGAGAUGACCAGACUUUUCAAGUCUUGAAAAGUCACUGUGUGGAAAUACUGAGUCCUAUAUAUGACGUAUUAUACACACCCCUGCAAAUAAAACCUCACAUUUACAGCUCUUUAAGAUACCAUAAAUUUUAUCUUCUACCAAGGAAGCCAUUGGGACAAUUGUCCCUUGAAGCCCUGCAUUACCCUGGCAUGGCUAGCCCUCAUAGUGUAAGAAGAGCUGGGCUGACAUCCCAGGAAUGUAACUGACUGUGAUGCUCUAUGUCCCUAUUUCCACUCUAACAUGAUUUUGCACAUUAUGUCUCUGAAAAGGUCAGAGUUUUUCCACGACACUUAUGCAAAAGAGAGAAAAAAGAAAUGUUAACUAUGCUGUUUGUUAUUUGAGAUAUUUAUUUAUAAAGAAAUAUAGCUGUAAAUGUUGAAGAAAUAUGAUGCCCUUUAACCCAAACAGAAGACAGUCUAGAGCCAUUAUAAAUUACAAUUGCUGCUAUUAAAGUGCUUUAGAAAAAUUGCCUGAAACAUCUGUACUAUAUCGGCCACUUGCCAAUAACAGCUUUAUUCUGUCGGGUGACUUGGGGGCUGCCUCUUGCAUGUAUUAAUAAAUACAAGAAUAUCUUUUCUCUUUUUUUUAUUUUUUAUUGCAUUGAUCUGCACUUUGAAUACACCUUUGCAAACAAACUGUCCUCAUAUGAAGAAGCAGAAGCAAACUCCUCACACAAAUGGAUUUACUAACCUGCUAGCUUUGUGCAGUACCUUCGUGUUACCUCCUACACAACCUUUUCUGAUUUUAGUUUAACUUUUCUAUGAGAUUAUGAAUUUCUGACCCUAUUAACACUCAUUAUGUAAAAUUCAAGUACUGUAUGUAUGCUGUAUGCUCUUAUAAGAAUCCUGAAAUAUUUAUUCUGUGCUUGUGUAUGUGAAUGUCAAUGCAACUAUUAUUAGAGUGGACAUUAAGCUUUACCGUUGAAUGUAAAUUCAUUAUUUCUUUUUUGUACACUUGUGGAAAAGUGGAGUAGUGUUAAUUUUUUAAGCCACUGUUGAUUAUCAGUUUUUUGUGUAUGAAACACAAGUAAAAUAUCUUUCUUAAAUCAAGCUAUGCAUGCAUUUGAGGAUUUAUUGGUAGGAAUCUGUGAAGCUUAAGCUCUGUGAAUUACUAAAUCUAAGGGUAUAAAUGGAGUGCUGAAUGUGCUUGAGGAUGUUGAUAUAAAACCAAUACAUGUAUUUUUAAAUAGCAUAUAGCUGAUGAGGGAAUUCCAAGGAGUUUUCUACGUUAUUGUACAUUCACAGAAUAAAGCUGAAGUGUCGUAUUAAUUGGAACUGUGUAAGAAGCUACAUAGCUCUAAGAUUUCUAACAGGCCCUUUAAUCUAGCAUCAAAGAGAACAACUGGAUUUCUUGAGACACGUCCUGAAUGUUUUAAGUUUCCAAACUGCUGACAGUUCAGAAUAGGACAAUUCUCAUUCAUUUUUAAGAACCUGCAGCAAGUCUUAAAACACCACAGAAGGUACAGCGCUAAUAAAAGAACUCGUAUGUCAGAGCAUGAACCACCAAUGGCCUCGUGCUCUAUUUAGAGUUUUCUUGUGCUACCAGUCUUGGUUUACUGGCAAUGAAAAAGAGGAUACUUGAGAAAGAGAAUCCUUGAUUCAGUUCUAAAGGCUAGCCAAGAUGAAAAAACAUAAGAUUUGGGGAGGGAGCUGUUCUUUCAUGCAAGUGUUCUAUGCAAGUACAUUUAGACUGAUUUUUUUAUUUGGUGACUAAUCCAACCAUUUCCAAAAUGUUCAUGCACUGGAGUUAUGGGGGUAACUCCAACACAUAGAAGGAUACUCUUGGUUUGUUCUCAUCAUAAGGUAGUUCUCCUCAAUGCCUCUGGCAAAAAUCCAGCACAAAGAUUAAAAUCUUACAGGAAUCGUUAAUAUUUGAUUAUUUUUAGAUAUUAGUUUAAUUUUUUAUUUUUUUUUCUUCUGAGCGCUUCCCUUUUCCUCUAUACAACCUAAUCUGAUUAAUUUUUCACCCAUGGUCAUAUGAAGCUGAUUUUCAAAGGUUUGCUUCUGUCAAAAUGAACCAAGAGCUGCACUAUGUCCAGUUUGCCUGUUUUAACACAAACCUACAUUUGCCAGUGCUGUCUUUGCUGCAGAUGUUUACUGCUGGAGGUAUUUAUGCUUGCAUAAUUUGGUAGUCAAAAGCAGAAUAUGUGAAGAGAAGCAUUCCAAUAUAGAGAUCUGAUAGAACAGCAGAAAAACUCUCAGAGGAGAAAAGAUGCUCUUACUGGCAUAGUUUAAAAGGAGGCUGGAUUGCACCAGUAGGAUACACAUUACACAGAUUCACUGUAUUUUCAGAAGACUGAAUCAGGCAGCUCACCAGAUUUUUAGGAAAUUUUUCUGUAUUUGGACCCUAUAGUCCAACUGGAAUGCUGAGACAUUUUAAGUGAAAUUUGACUAUUUCAAAACUACUGUACAAAUUAUACCAUUGACAUCCUUGAUUUUGGUGUCCAGGAGGAGGAGAAGCCCUUGGCACAAAGUGUUUGUGGGGUAGGAAGGGGGCAGACUUUGCACAUUCUGCCUCAGUUUUGGGGGGUGCUGCUUAAAUACUAUGUGACAAUGAGAACUGAGAAUCAGAGGUGGCCAAGACCAAUAAGAACCAAGACACAAAAGUCUCUUUUAUUCUCUUGCUGACAAUGAAAGGAGCAAGACAAAGUACACUGCAGAAUUUGUUAACAAGAUAAUUGCAGUUCUGGGGCCUUUUACCACCUGAACAAUUUGUUUCUCUCAGAAUCCAUGUAUUUUCUGUGAGUAUAUUGUCUUUGGAAGUCUGUUUUUAUGCAUACAAGAUCAGUGAACAAAACUAUUGGGCUUUUAUAACAAUUAAGUCUGAGUUAUGUUGUAUAUUAAUUACAUAUUGACAUUAAAAAGAUAUCUUACUUUA
Molecule: messenger RNA, 6492 nt
Organism: Pezoporus occidentalis (night parrot)
Lineage: Eukaryota; Metazoa; Chordata; Aves; Psittaciformes; Psittacidae
Product: protocadherin alpha-C2-like
Exons: 4
Coding region: 61-3033 (990 amino acids)
Biological process (GO): homophilic cell-cell adhesion
Cellular component (GO): plasma membrane
Molecular function (GO): calcium ion binding
Source: RefSeq, a predicted model, not a curated record